CAGAAAGAAGGUGAAAUAAGGUGAAAAUGAUAGAAAAUGAAAAAGAUUGUCCCGAUUGUGUCCAAACUCAUAAACAAAAUAAUUCAUCGGGAGAAUAUUUUGAAGAUAGCAAAAGGAUUUAAGUGGAGAGAGAUAUUUGGUAUUGGUAAAGAUUCGCGGGCAUUUUUGAAUCUCAAAACAAACCCUCCAUUUCUAAGCGGAGAGAUUGUUCUAGUGGUCGAAAGUCGAUUUGGUGGAUCUUCUAGUCUUCUCAGAUUGGCUCCGGGUGUUAAAGCAAAGCUUAAGUCUAGACAUGGAAAGAAAAUUACAUUUGAUCAUGAGAUUAUUAUUGGAAGAGAAGAGAAUGGAAAAGUAAUCGACGUGGAAGACUUACCAUUUAGAGUAAAAAGACCCUCCCUGGAACAAUAUGUUUUACAUAUGAAAAGAGUUGCUACACCAUCAUACCCUAAAGAUAUCCAAGCUAUGAUAUCAAUGGCUGAAAUUGGACAAGGAAGUGUUGUGCUAGAAUCUGGUACAGGAUCAGGAGCAAUGACUUUGUUUCUUUCUAGAGCAGUUGGAAAAGAAGGACAUGUUCAUAGCUUUGACAACAAUACUAAGCAUAUGAAAAAUGGCAAAGAAAACUUUUUUAGUUGGAUAAACUCUUGGAACAAAACAAAGUCUGUCCAAUGGCCAGAAAAUGUGACUUUCCAUGAAUGCAGCGUCAAAAAAUGUACAGAAAAAAUUCCUAAAACUUGUGAAUUGGAUGCUGCUCUUCUAGACUUGCAGUCUCCUGAAUACAACUUGGAAUAUAUAUUGCCAGCUGUYAAACAUGAAGGCCCAAUAGUCAUAUUUCUUCCAAGCAUUACACAAGUUGUGGAUGUCAUAAGUUCUUGUUAUGAAAAAGACCUUCCAUUUUAUGUUGACAACAUUAUUGAGGUAACCCAUCGAUUGUGGAAAGUACAGCAAGUGUUUCCAGUGAACAAUACUGAUCCUGAAGUGGAUGGUAAGACUUCUAGUGAGGAGAUAUCUUAUGAUGUAAAAUCCUCAGUCAAGUAUUCAGCAAAGCCAUCAUUUCAGCAAUUGCCGCAUACAGGGUUUAUCAUAAAGUUGCUACACAGGAAAAGAAAUCUUGAAAGGAGCAUACAAAAUGGAGAUUGAAAAUAUUCAAUUAAAACUACAGACAAGUAUAUAAAAAACUUUCUAUUUUUAUUGAUAGUAUUUAUAUGGAUGUCGUCAUAAAUAAUUACUUUAAUAUAAAUAGAUCUUAUGUACAUGACCAAAUUUCUGUAGUACAGUAUACAGGGGCCUGUAUGCAAAAACAAAAUUGCCAUAAGAUAUUAAACCCAUUAAGAAAUUUAGGGCAUAAAAUGUUUGUAAUAAAAAUAAACAUUCUAUCAAAUUGCAGACUCUUUUGGUCUAGUCAAAGCUUGAUAGAACACAAAUUCACAUGCCCCACAUUUGUUGUUUUCUUUAUUUUAUAAUUGAAACUCAUACUUCAUAAUUGACAUCAAACUUUUUGAAAUAAAUCCUUUGUUUUA
Messenger RNA from Actinia tenebrosa (Australian red waratah sea anemone), 1517 nucleotides. RefSeq lists its product as uncharacterized. Gene Ontology annotation, cellular component: tRNA (m1A) methyltransferase complex; mitochondrion. The record is from RefSeq and is a predicted model, not a curated record. NCBI's taxonomy places the organism in Eukaryota, Metazoa, Cnidaria, Anthozoa, Actiniaria, Actiniidae. Gene Ontology annotation, biological process: tRNA methylation. Gene Ontology annotation, molecular function: tRNA (adenine(58)-N1)-methyltransferase activity.